Messenger RNA from Diaporthe amygdali, 1755 nucleotides. RefSeq lists its product as uncharacterized. Lineage: Eukaryota; Fungi; Ascomycota; Sordariomycetes; Diaporthales; Diaporthaceae. The coding region runs from base 1 to 1755 and encodes 584 amino acids. Gene Ontology annotation, molecular function: protein binding. The record is from RefSeq and is a predicted model, not a curated record. The transcript is spliced from 3 exons.
AUGGUCAGUCUGCGUUCCAAGCUGCAUCUGGUCAGGCAGGGACGCAAGCCGUCGCCGCUGUUACUAUCGGAGUCGGAGUCGCCCUGCCUGUUGGAUAACAAAUACGACGCUGCUGCUGCUACUACUGCCGCCCCGACCCAGCCCGCUGGAUCUCCGUCCGCAGCUGAUCCGGUUCACCUUCCUACUUGGUCCGCCCCACGCCGCCUGACAUUGGACGCGCUGCCAGAGGAGCUCGUGCAAAAAGUUGCCUUUCACUGCGGGUCUGAUGCCAUCCUAGGCUUACGACACACCUGCCGAACGCUCCAUCGCGCCUUGGACACCCCGUCCUUCUUGGCCGAGAUCGCCCGACAACGAAUGGACCCUCCCACCAAUGGCACGCCAGGUCGAGACGUCUUGAUAGAAAUGAUCAAGACACAGAUGGACGACGACCACAGGACCCAAGACCACGAUGCAAGGAGGGACGCGUUCCUCUGCCUCGCCGUAACCAUUCCCCCGAGGCAACGGGCCCGUGUCAAAGCGGCCAUGGGUCCGCUCUUGGCGAGGGCACGGAUCAAGGGUUCGGGCAGGGAUCCUCAUGCUUCCCCGGAUUGCACCGCCGCCCAACAUGGACACCACCAGCAAGGAGGUCACGACCAUAUUGAUGACUGCAACGGCGACGAUUUUGACGUUGCCGCUGAGGUCGAGGCGAGGCUGGGGUUGAUAUCAACCCUGUGUGUCCUAGGAUAUUCGGACGUCUGUGAUGUUGAUCUGGCCAGGGCACUCAUGGCUAUCAACCCCUGGACCAUGAAGGCAAACAUUUGGUCUGAAAAGAAACUACUAGCGCAGAAACAGCUGAGCCUACAGCUGGCUUUUACCAUGACGCUGGGCCUGAUACAUCCCUGGGAUUGGUCAAAUAUCUCAGCCGAAACACCAGAGUACUACAAUCUUGCCCAUCGUGUGAGGGCGGACUACCACGGCGAGGACUUCACGUCUUCGAACCAGAGUUUCUGGCUCAGCUGGGAGGGCCUGCACACAAGGUCGCUCCAACUGGCUGGUUUGAUAGCAUACAUACUGAAAAUUGGCGGCUUCGAUGAUACGCCUCGGUCAGACUUGAUUCCCCUCCUCCGCGACACAACAUCCCCUUCGAAUUCAACUACAGCCACAUUAUCAUCACAACCUUCUCAACUUAAUAUACCCCUACUGGAGAAGACGCUAAACGGUAGCUACGGCGGCAUCCGGGGACAGUCCAACUCCUGGCAGGAGUGGUACACCUCAAGAGUACGAGACCUCGUCAGCACCAUCGAUGACGACGAGGACGGUGGCUGGUACGGCUACUACGUAUACACGCUGACCAACACCGACAACCUCAACCCAAUCGGGUCCAAAGACCCAGCCAUGGAGAACAUCCACUUCAAGCUCGACAGGGCACCACCAAAAUCAACAACCCCCACAGCGGCCACGGCCAAGAAGCGUUCGCCCUCCUCCACCCCGACGACACCGCAGAAGCUGCCCCUGGAGGCGCGCGCCUGCCAGGACGGCAUCACGCGCAGCUUCGACUUCGUCGGCACGGUGGCGCCCGCGACAGGCAUCGUCAGCAUGCGCAAGAACUACGUCGGCGCCCACUACUGGGACUACGAGGGCGUCAUGACGCCGCUGGGCAUUGUGGGCGAGUGGGGUAAGGAGGGCGCCGGCUUCAACGGGUACUUCUGGCUCUGGCGCCGGAGCUGGAUGGGCGGCGGCGACGGGACGGGCCAGCGGACUUAUGCUUAUUCUUAG